AUGGGUAUAAAUUAUCCACACCCUGUCUUUUCUUUUGUUAUUGAGGUUACUUUUACUGUUAGACGCGAUAACGAUAAACAUAAUAUUAGAGACAUGGCUUACGAUACAGAAUAUCAUCCACUCAUUGCUGAUGUUGCACCAAAAGAUAAAGUAAAGUAUCAAAUUAAUUAA
Cavenderia fasciculata is the source of this 171-nucleotide messenger RNA. RefSeq lists its product as uncharacterized. The transcript has 2 exons. The record is from RefSeq and is a predicted model, not a curated record. NCBI's taxonomy places the organism in Eukaryota, Evosea, Eumycetozoa, Acytosteliales, Cavenderiaceae. Bases 1 to 171 code for a protein of 56 amino acids.